AUGUUUGACUCGAUGUCUAAUGAUAAUCAAACAGUACAAGAUAUAUUAGUCAGUAUACAUGCCUAUUGGAAAUUGUUAGCCAAACGUUUUAUUGAUUAUGCAGCAUUAUUUUUACGUGCUGGAUGUGUUUUUGACGCAUGUAGUGGUAUAGGAUAUUGUUUAAGACAAUUGCCUAUUAAGCAAAAUGAUUUUGUUGAUACACAUCUGGCUAAAGACACGUUCAUUCGAAAUAAACGAAAACAAUUACAGCAAACAAAAGAACGAUGGAAGAAAGUUUAUGCAAUACUUGGUGGUGAUUUUAUCACUGUGAAUGAUAAUGACACAUUGGCGAAUAUGUAA
Molecule: messenger RNA, 339 nt
Organism: Rotaria sp. Silwood2
Lineage: Eukaryota; Metazoa; Rotifera; Eurotatoria; Philodinida; Philodinidae
Source: the annotation of a GenBank genome assembly